AUGGCCGGAGCUGUGAUUUAUGAGGAUCCAGAGGACAUACCGCCUGUUCUGCCUGUGGUGGAGUCGCCCUUUAAAGAAGAACCAGCAUACAGUCAUUUGACACCAGCGCAACAGGAGAACAGCUGGUUCACAGACGGGUCAGCAACCGUAGAAGGAGGUGCAAGGCUUUGGAGAGCAGUGGCUUAUCAACCUCACACUGAGACCAUCCUGAAGCAACAGGGGGAAGGGAAAUCAAGCCACUGGGCUGAACUUAUUGCUGUCACUAUGACAUUACCAGAACAUCAAAGCUUCCCUGUUGUUGUUUAUACUGACAGCUGGGCAGUUUUUCAAGGACUAACAGCGUGGAUCACAAUGUGGAGAAGGGCUGCUUGGACUAUUCAUGGGAGAGAACUCUGGGGUGGCACAGAACUGUGGGAGCAGCUUUGGUCAAUGGGCACGAGAGGGGAGACUCUCAUUGGUCAUGUAGAUGCCCAUGCCCCUCUGAUAUCCCUUGAGAGGCUUUUUAACCAACAAGCUGAUCUAAUAGCUGCUGUUCGAGAACUCAACCUGGAAGAAGCCUAUCCAGAGAAUGAUGACCUGUUCAAAUAUGCUGAAGUAAAUGUAAUCGAGCCUUCCUUAAUAUCAUUAGCAAG
Messenger RNA from Polypterus senegalus (gray bichir), 632 nucleotides. RefSeq names its product ribonuclease H-like. Gene Ontology annotation, molecular function: RNA-DNA hybrid ribonuclease activity; nucleic acid binding. The transcript has a single exon. The annotation marks the transcript as partial. The record is from RefSeq and is a predicted model, not a curated record. Lineage: Eukaryota; Metazoa; Chordata; Cladistia; Polypteriformes; Polypteridae.